Messenger RNA from Lodderomyces oxycetoniae, 984 nucleotides. RefSeq lists its product as uncharacterized. Lineage: Eukaryota; Fungi; Ascomycota; Pichiomycetes; Serinales; Debaryomycetaceae. The transcript has a single exon. Bases 1 to 984 code for a protein of 327 amino acids. The record is from RefSeq and is a predicted model, not a curated record.
AUGCCAUAUACGGUAGGUAAUAAGAGAAUCAUUUUGAGCGAGGACCUCUCAGAAUCGGACCAAAAGUUGCUUUUGAAACACUCAAAAGUGUUUCGAUACUGUUUGAACAAUGCCUGUAUUAAAUUCUUGCUCAACUUGAAGAAAAUCAUCCACUUGUAUUCAGAUAUAAUGAUCAUUUAUUCCACCUUGUUAAACAAAAUCCCCCAUUAUGAUGAUAUCACACAUAUGACUAGUCGAUGUAAAACAAACUUAUUACGGUUGGAGGAUGAUUUCAACGAUUUCUUUGGCCAUGGAAUUAGGAACGCAUAUGACUCAAGCUGCGAUAAUAGCGACGAACACAAGUUUGAUUUAGUAGCAAAUUGGUGUGACCAAAACUACGAAAAGGGGAUGAAGCCCGGUUUCCAGCUCUGGCUCAAGGCCUCGAUGGCUAUGUUUGAGCAGAUUGAUAAGACCUUGUUAUGUAUUGAAUUGUUUUUUUCCUCCUAUACCAAUUUGAAGAAACUACUUAUCCCGUUUUUGAAGGAGCAAACUAGCUCCCUUCAACACUCAUUGAAGCUAGUUGACCAUUAUCUCCAGGUUCCAUUAAUUGUUGAUGAUAUUUCCAAAAAUGAGUAUGAUCAGCAAGUAUUUCAAAACUUGAAAGAGAUUGAAAAAAUAACUAGUGGAAUAGAGAAAGAGGCGGGUAAUUUGAAUACGGCAUUUGUCACAUUUGACGGUUCAUUGUCAAUGUAUACCAAUAUACUAUUGGGCAAAGCUAUACUUAAGAGAUAUAUUGAGUCGCGAUAUUGCCAAUUGAUCAAGAGAAGAGAAAUAUGCUGUCAGGCCUCUGAACGUGUGGUUAGUAUCCCAUUGACAGAGGACAAGCCAUGUUAUAACCCUUCGAUGAAAUUCCUUGGGAAAACUCUAACUUACUUUGUUAUGGCGAUUAUGAUGUUGGUUAUUAUUGUUUUCUACAGGUUCUAUAAAAUUAUAUUUGAGACUUGA